Messenger RNA from Suillus clintonianus, 1620 nucleotides. RefSeq lists its product as uncharacterized. The record is from RefSeq and is a predicted model, not a curated record. Gene Ontology annotation, molecular function: protein binding. The coding region runs from base 306 to 1220 and encodes 304 amino acids. Lineage: Eukaryota; Fungi; Basidiomycota; Agaricomycetes; Boletales; Suillaceae. The transcript has 3 exons.
CACACUAUAAGAAUAUGAGCUGGAGCUGCAAUGCGUUUCUUGCUGUGCCAAGAAGGGAGAAAUAAAAGGAUACACUCCGACGUGAUAAACAUAGCCAUGAUGAGAAUGAAGUAAUGAAGGCCUCAAGGCAGGGUCCUUGGAAGCGAGCCAGGCCCCCCUAUGGGUCUGAGGCGAAUUGGGUCAUACAGGAACGCAAACCUGUUGCCAAAUCCACUAAUUCACUCUUCUGCUCGCAUCCAAUUAUGUAUAAGAUUCCGAAUUGCCUUCUCGUCAUGUUUCCCUUGCCUUGUUAACUCGCCCUCACAAUGCCCAGCGAAGCCAAAGCGCCAUUCAACAAUGCAAAGGCAGACAUUGUCCUGCUUUCUUCUGACAACGUCAACUUCCGUGUCUUCCGCUGUAUUCUCGCACUUGCCUCCCCAUUCUUCGAGGCCAUGUUCGACCUUCCCCAACCACAAAGAAACCACUCUGCCGAUGAGACGUUCGACGGUCUAGACAUGAUUCAGGUAUCGGAGAACAGCAGGACGCUCGACAUGCUGUUGAGAUUCUGUUAUCCGGCAGCCGUAAAAGAUCCCAGUUUAAAGGACACGAAUGAUGUGGAGAAAGUCUUAGAGGCAGCAAUGAAAUACGGAAUGGAAGAAGUUGAAGAGAGGGUGAGGAAAGCCAUGGUUGCCCCGUCCCUUCUAGAGAGAAAUUGCGUGCGCAUCUUCGCGAUUGCGUGCCGAUAUGGUCUCGAACCGGAAGCCGAGACUGCAGCAAGAUAUUCGCUUCAUCAUCCAGCCCCAACACAGGAUACUUUUGCCACAGCACUCCUUCCUAAUCACAUCAGUCAGGGUCUUGUCACAUAUCGCUCGAAAUGCAGCCAUGCCGCUAGAACGCUUUGCGACAAUCUGGACUGGCUGAAGCAAUCACAGACGCACAGCUUCUACGAGUGGUGGACAAACUGUUGUCCAUGUGACUCGAAAGCAGACGUCAGGUACCUGACGCAUGGCACUUAUCCGCGGGAUUGGUGGGCAGAUUACAUGGACGAGACAUCCGUUGCCUUGGAAGAGUUUCCAUGUGGCGCAGCAUUGACGAAAAACUUGGCAAAAGCUGUCGAGAGGGCAAACAGUUGUCCCUCAUGUCGACGGCGUGCGCAUAGCCAGAUGGUUCAGUUCACCGGGACUUUUGCGCGGGAAUUGGACAAAGUGAUUGCCGAGAUUCCUCUAGGUAUUGCCAUUUGAUGGAGAAACCACCUGUGCUGUGCACUUGCGCAUCAAAAAUCAGUGGGGGACCGCUAGGUUCAGCUGUUUCGUUCCAUCACCGUCACAGCUGAACCAGCUUGAAGUAGAAUCACCCUGUUAUCAAGGACUUACUAGUAGAGCCAGGCACAUCUGCUGGCCGGAUAGCGCAUAAAUAUUUUGGUAUCGCACAUCAUGAUCAUCGUAUGCCAAUAUAAACACAUCCACGCUUUCCCAAGAAAAGCGACCCAUAUGCAACAGCAUCGAUCCUAUCUGGAAGGAAGUUCAUGGGCAUUGACUGAAUGGGCGGUGAGAGAUCAGGUGUUUGUUGAGAGUUAAGUUCGAGAGUAAGUUCGAUUUAAGUUUAGACCAUCCCAAGCAAUCCCAAAGGGGAACUUGUUCG